Epithele typhae is the source of this 1512-nucleotide messenger RNA. RefSeq lists its product as uncharacterized. Lineage: Eukaryota; Fungi; Basidiomycota; Agaricomycetes; Polyporales; Epitheliaceae. The record is from RefSeq and is a predicted model, not a curated record. The coding region runs from base 1 to 1512 and encodes 503 amino acids. The transcript is spliced from 6 exons.
AUGGUCCUGACUGCCCCUACCGACUCCUGCCCUCCCUCCUCCCCCGUCUGGGCGCGUCGGUACAACGUGACGAGAGCGUCGCGACGCCGCUUCCUGCUCGUCGCUUCCUUCAUUAUAUGUCUGGGUAGCGUCCUUGCCUUCUUCCGCUUCUAUGAGACAUCCGAGACGCUCGUCGACCCCUCGCGUUUACUGCUUCCCGUGAGCGAUCCGGUCCCGCCCUCCGACUUCCCCAACAACAUCAACAACACCAACACCACCAUCAACAACAGUACCCUGCCGCCCUCACACGACCAGUACUUGCCAAUUUCCUUGAGGCCGGAGACAUAUGUACGAGGCAAGCCUACAGCGCACUUCCGAGACAGUUUGCGCGACGACGUGAAGUACAUGACGUCGUUCCUGGGUGCUGGCUUCACAAAUGACCAGAUCACCUUGGGCAACUUGAUCUACCUCUCCAAGAUCUCCGGGCGCGUCCCCGUGCUCCCUCCACUCACCUCCCACAUCGAUGCUCAGAAGGACCCCCUCGACUUUUCGCGCAUCUUCGACCUCCCUCGUCUGACACGCGAGUCGGGCAUUCCAAUCCUGGAGUGGUCGAUGAUCAAGGACCUCGACCGGGCGUGGAGUGAGGGCGUGGUCGACGAGCUCGGGUGCUGGAACAUCUGGCAGAGGCAGGACAUCACCGCGGACGGGCCCCGAAGAACCUACACGUCAGAACUGCUGAAGCUAGACCUCUCCCACACGCUCGCGCCCGGGUGGGUGAAACUGAUACCCAACUUCGAGCACGACAAGCACUCCACAUUCUGGACGCUCGCGAAGCUGCUCUUCCCCGCCGCACGCGCCUCAGCGCUCGCCGACCCCGCCGAGCACCCGACGCUCCCAGCGCACUCGGGCGCGCGCCUCCCUCCCGACGAGCAGAUGGGUUGCAUCGACUACCUCUACUACACGUGCGCGCAGGAGGCACUCGACUUCGCGCAAGACUACUCGCCGAUGUGGCGGGACGUGAUGACGCACGCGCACUGGACGCCCGAGGUCGCGCGGCUCGGCGCGUCCCUCGUCCGCGCCACCCUCGCGCCCCACGCGCCGCGCACCUCGCCGCCCCCGCCGUUCAUCGCGCUGCACGCCCGCCACGGCGACUUCGCGCAGUACUGCGACCCCGCGGGCCCGCGCGGCGCGUGCUUCGCGCCGCUGUCCGCGUUCGCGGCCGAGGUGGAGCGCGUGCGGGACGCGCACGCGGCGCGGACGGGCGUCCGCGUCGAGCACGUCGUGAUGACGAGCGACGAGCGCGACCCGGGGUGGUGGGCGGAGGUGGCCGCGAUGGGCUGGCACCGGGUCGACGUCGGCGCGGCGCGGACUCCGGCGGGCUUUGGGGAGUGGUGGCCGGUGAUCGCGGACGCGGUGGUGCAGAGCAUGGCGGUCGGGUUCGUGGGCACGGAGGACUCGACGUUCUCGCUCGCGGCGAAGCGACGGGUGGAGGAGUGGAACGGGGGCGAGGUCGCGAUGGUCAAGUGGCGUUAG